Vicugna pacos (alpaca) is the source of this 3103-nucleotide messenger RNA. It is a transcript of the gene FAM149B1, whose product is annotated as family with sequence similarity 149 member B1. NCBI's taxonomy places the organism in Eukaryota, Metazoa, Chordata, Mammalia, Artiodactyla, Camelidae. Gene Ontology annotation, biological process: cilium assembly; protein localization to cilium. The record is from RefSeq and is a predicted model, not a curated record.
GGCGGAGGGCUAGAGAGGCGAGGGACCCUAGGGAAGUGGCAGUCCGGCGCCUAGGCGACGGGGCGUGACGGGGCUGGAAGGUGGCGGGAGGGGGCCCAGCCGGAGCCGGCGGGAGGGCCAGGCCCGGAGGCCCCCACCCUGGCGUAUCUGCCCCGGCCGCGGCUGAGGAGGAAGAGGAGGAUGAUCUCCAGAUACACUCGGAAGGCGGUGCCACAGAAGUUGGAGCUGAAAGGAAUAGCAAAACAUGCUCUUAAUCAUCAUCCCCUUCCAGAGCAGCUGGAUGAAAUUUCCUCUACCAAUGACAGCCAUGAAAAAGACAUAAGUUCCCAAAGUGAGUCUGACAUCACACAAGAAUCACCUUUUACAUCAGCUGACACUGGAAAUUCAAGGUCUGCUUUUCCAAGUUAUACAGGCACAGGGAUCUCUACUGAAGGCAGCUCGGACUUCUCCUGGGGAUAUGGUGAACUUGAUCAAAAUGCAACUGAAAAAGUCCAGGCAAUGUUCACAGCCAUUGAUGAGCUCUUGUAUGAGCAGAAGUUGAGUGUACAUACUAAGAGUCUACAAGAAGAGUGCCAACAGUGGACAUGUAGCUUUCCUCACCUCAGGAUUCUGGGUAGGCAGAUAAUCACUCCAAGUGAAGGUUAUGGACUGUACCCUAGAUCCCAUUCUGCUGUUUCAGCUUCAUAUGAGGCAACACUGUCUCAAGAAAGAGAUUCUACUAUAUUUGGUAUUAGGGGAAAGAAGUUACAUUUUUCAUCUUCCUAUGCUCCUAAAGCAUCUUCCAUUGCCAAAUCCCCUAGCUUGUGUUCUAUGGAAAGAGAAGAGGAAGACUGUAUAAUCUUCUCUGAAGGAAUAAUAGAGGAAUACCUAGCAUUUGACCACACAGAUAUGGAAGAGGGGUUUCACGGAAAGAAAUCAGAAGCGGCUACAGAGAAACAGAAAUUAGGGUACCCACCGAUUGCUCCAUUUUACUGCAUGAAAGAGGACGUCCUUGCUUACGUGUUUGAUGACGUGUGGAGCAAGGUCCUAAGCUGUAUGGAACAGUUGACACGUAGUCACUGGGAGGGAUUUGCUUCUGAUGAUGAGAGUAAUGUUGCAAUCACCAGACCAGCUUCAGAAAGCCCCUGUGUGCUGAGUGAACCACAGCCUUUGGUCCUACCUCGAGUGCCACAGUCUAAGGUGCUGUCUGUCACCUCAAAUCCGAUGAGUCUCUGUCAAGCAGCAAGUGGUCAUCAGCCAAAUGUGAACGGUCUCUUGGUUCAUGGGAUGCCUCUACAGGCAAGAAAUCUCUCCCUAAUGGACAAGCUCCUAGAUCUUGAUGACAAGCUACUUGUGAGGCCUGGGUCCAGUACCAUCCUUUCAACUCGAAAUUGGCCAAAUCGAGCCCUGGAGCUUAGUACAUCAUUUCUGUCAUAUACAGUGCAGUCCGCCAGGAGACGCAAUCCCCCACCACGUACCCUUCAUCCCAUCAGCACAAGCCAUUCACGCGCUGGAACACCAAGACCUGUGGAAGAAAUCCUCAGAGGAUCCCGAGUCCCAGUGGCAGCCGACUCGCUCUCCUCUCCCUCACCAAUGCCCCUGAGUCGAAAUAAUCUGCUGCCACCUAUUGGCACAGCUGAAGCGGAACACUUGAGCACUGUGGGGCCACAAAGGCAAGCGAAAACCCAUGGCGAUUCCAGUCGAGCUCGAAGUGCAGUGGUGGAUGAGCCUAAUUAUCAGCAGCCGCAGGAGAGGCUCCUUUUACCUGACUUUUUCUCCAGACCCAAUACAACUCAAUCAUUUUUGCCGGAUACACAGUAUCGUCGUUCAUGUGCUGUUGAGUAUCCUCAUCAGGCCCGACCUGGCAGGGGAUCUGCAGGGACAGGUCCUCAGUCACAUGGGUAUACAAAAUCACAAAACAGAGGUGGACCAAUCUCUCGAAACAGGAAGGGACCAUAGGGCAAAUAAGAACCUGCUUCAGGCUGCAGGGAAAGACGUGGGAAGAUUUCACGAAUCAGCGUUCAGUCAUCUCAUGAUGCAGAGCUUGUACCCAAGAGACAACCUGAAACCAUCCUCACAAAGAGUUAUUUUGGUAUAACUGAGAAAAAACAGCAUGAGCCAAAGAUUACAUGUGUACUGUUUCUACCUCCAGUUACUGUCUUCUUUCAGCAUAAGUUAACCAUUCCACUGGACAGUAAAGAUUGUACCCAAAGAUCUGACAAAUAAUUACCCCCAAAUCACUACUCAUGUUGUCUGUUAACAAUGAUCAGUUCAAUUUUUAUAAGAUUCUAUCAGACCAUACAUACACAAAAACUAUCAAGUGAUUGAUAACAUUAAGUUAUCACUGGCUUUGGAAUACUUAUGCUUGUGUUAAUUUCUGGAAAGGUGUUAUUACUUCUAAGUCAUUUUUAGGGGACAGUGCUAUCAAAAAUCUGGGCUACUCAUCAAGGAGAUGUCAUUCAUUCCUCAAGCUUUCUCUUUAGAUGUCCAAUCCUGUAGGCAGAUAGAUAUGGCAAGGGUGAGUAAAGACAUAAAUGCUGAGUACUGGUGUAAAGUAACUCAUGUAAUAAAUCACAGUGCAUUUUUUUUCAGAUAGAACAGCUCAGCCUCAUAACAGCUGCUUGAUACUAGGUUAUGUAUGCUUCUUUUCUUCUUAAAGUACAUUAGUGGUAGUUUUUCCAAAUAUUGAACUCGCCUUGCCAGACUUUCUCCUGCAGGUCUAAGAAAGGCAAUUAAAAAAUUUACAGCAUCUUUCUACUAGUGAGCCAACAAGACACAAUUCCUUAAAAUUUCAGAAACUCUGGCAGUAAGUCCAGUAUAAACACAUCUUAAGAGCAGAGGAAGAGAACUUUGACAUUCUUCUGAUUUUAACAUGAACCUUUCCUGAGUGCACUCAUGAACGCAGCAAUGGUUUUAACUAUGGCUUAAAUUUAUAUUUCAUUGAAUUUUAAUUUUGAUGAUCAUAUCAGUUUAAGUAAGAGCUUAUUGUUAAUCUUCAGAGUUGAUAAAUUCAAAUGAUCAUAAAUUGGGGUAAUUUUUUUAUUAUAUCAAAGUGUUCUAAUGCUAUCUUAUAAAGACAGAUGCUUCAAUCUGCAUUAAAUUAUAUUUUUAAUACAAUUAAAAA